Messenger RNA from Episyrphus balteatus (marmalade hoverfly), 7589 nucleotides. RefSeq names its product myosin-VIIa (gene ck). Gene Ontology annotation, molecular function: protein binding; ATP binding; cytoskeletal motor activity. The transcript is spliced from 13 exons. The record is from RefSeq and is a predicted model, not a curated record. NCBI's taxonomy places the organism in Eukaryota, Metazoa, Arthropoda, Insecta, Diptera, Syrphidae. Gene Ontology annotation, cellular component: myosin complex; cytoskeleton. The coding region runs from base 639 to 7139 and encodes 2166 amino acids.
AAAAAGAUAGAUAGAUGUACCUACUACGUGUAUAGUUUAAACAGAAGAAUAAUAUAAUUGUGAAUUGUGUAAAAAAAAAGAGGAAAAAAAGAGUGCAUUCACCUCGUUCUUCCCAUCGUUUUUCUCUUUUUAGCGCGCCGUACCGUCAUCGUCGUCGUACUAGAGUCGUUCGUUGUGUUGUCGUACUAGAACCUGGUGUAUUUUUUUUUAUAUGUUUUGUAUCUUCUAGUUUAUCCAGUUGCAAAAGUGCUAACUAAAGUACUUUACUACCAAGUAAAAAUAUUAAGUAAACAUUUUUCUUCAAAGAAACCCAUCAUCAUCAUCAUCUCUCAAGUCGUAAGAGAUAUUGAUGAACAUUUUAUACGUAACUUAAGUAAGGAUUAAAAAAAAAAGAGAUAAAAGUUUAACCUAAAAAAAAAGAAGAUAGUCGCAUUCGUAACGUGUAGCAAUUUUGUUUCUGGAAUUUUUUAUUUUAUCCUAACGGUAUUUAGAGGAAUUUUUAUCGAGUGGUGAAUUCUUAAGCUGCACACAUAUUAUAUUGGAUAAAAUAAACAAAAAAUCAAAUUUAACCUGUUAAUGCACAAGAUAGACGGAACAGAUCUGGACCCCUAAAAGCUUGAAGUCAAUGAAGGGCAAAAAUGGUUAUAGUAACACGAGGUGACUACAUCUGGAUCGAACCCGUAUCGGGCAGGGAAUUCGAUGUAGCCAUUGGAGCUCGUGUUAUCUCAGCAGAGGGACGUCGCAUUCAGGUGCGUGACGAUGAUGGAGAUGAAGUAUGGCUGGCGCCCGAGAGACGCAUCAAGGCGAUGCAUGCGUCAUCGGUACAGGGUGUGGAGGAUAUGAUAUCAUUAGGAGAUCUUCAUGAAGCUGGUAUCCUAAGGAAUCUAUUAAUUCGUUAUAAGGAAAAUUUAAUAUACACCUACACAGGUUCUAUUCUAGUAGCUGUGAAUCCUUACCAAAUUCUACCAAUCUACACGGGUGAACAAAUAAAACUCUACAAAGAACGUAAAAUCGGUGAACUACCGCCACAUAUAUUCGCUAUUGGCGACAAUGCCUACGCUCAUAUGAAACGCUUUCGUCAAGAUCAAUGUAUUGUUAUAUCGGGUGAAUCGGGAGCUGGCAAGACUGAAAGUACUAAGCUGAUAUUACAAUAUUUAGCAGCAAUAAGUGGUAAACAUUCAUGGAUUGAACAACAGAUAUUAGAAGCUAAUCCAAUAUUGGAAGCUUUUGGUAAUGCUAAGACUGUUCGCAAUGAUAAUUCAUCAAGGUUUGGAAAAUAUAUAGAUAUACAUUUUAGUGGAAAUGGUGUCAUAGAGGGUGCUAAAAUAGAACAAUAUUUAUUAGAAAAAUCUCGAAUAGUCUCACAAAAUCAUAGUGAACGUAAUUAUCAUAUAUUUUAUUGUAUAUUGGCUGGAUUGUCAGCAGAUGAAAAACGACGACUGGAUUUGGGUGUUUCUGCUGAUUAUAGGUACUUAACUGGUGGUAAUUGCAUAACAUGCGAAGGACGUGAUGACACAGCCGAAUUCUCUGACAUUCGAUCCGCCAUGAAAGUCCUCCUCUUUUCCGACAAUGAAAUUUGGGAAAUAAUCAAACUCCUAGCCGCACUCCUUCACUGUGGCAAUAUAAAAUACAAAGCCACAGUUGUCGAUAAUUUAGAUGCCACAGAAAUUCCCGAACACAUUAACGUCGAACGUGUCGCUUCCCUCCUAGGUCUACCCAUUAACCCACUAAUAGAUGCCCUAACUAGGAGAACACUUUUUGCUCAUGGUGAAACCGUAGUAUCUACAUUAUCUAGAGAUCAAUCUGUCGAUGUACGAGACGCUUUUGUCAAAGGCAUAUACGGCCGUCUAUUUGUUCAUAUAGUAAAAAAAAUAAACGCAGCAAUUUACAAACCCCGAGCCACAUCCCGCAAUGCUAUCGGCGUAUUAGAUAUUUUUGGCUUUGAAAAUUUCGAUCAAAAUAGCUUUGAGCAAUUUUGCAUUAACUAUGCCAAUGAAAAUUUGCAACAAUUUUUCGUCCAACAUAUAUUUAAGUUAGAACAAGAGGAAUACAAUCAUGAAGCUAUCAAUUGGCAGCACAUUGAAUUUGUCGACAAUCAAGAUGCCUUGGACUUGAUUGCCAUCAAGCAGUUAAAUAUCAUGGCUCUGGUCGAUGAGGAAGCACGUUUUCCCAAAGGUACAGAUCAAACGAUGUUAGCUAAAUUGCACAAAACCCAUGGCACGCACAAAAACUAUUUGAAACCCAAGUCCGAUAUAAAUACAAGCUUCGGAUUGAAUCACUUUGCUGGAGUGGUAUUUUACGAUACACGAGGAUUCCUCGAAAAAAAUCGGGACACUUUUAGUCCGGAUUUAUUGCAUUUAGUAAGUCAGUCUUCGAAUAAGUUCCUAAGGCAGAUUUUCGCCAAUGACAUUGAUAUGGGUGCUGAAACACGCAAACGAACACCCACUUUGUCGACGCAAUUUAAAAAGAGCUUAGAUGCUCUAAUGAAGACUUUGAGCUCGUGUCAGCCAUUUUUCAUACGGUGCAUUAAGCCGAAUGAGGUUAAGAAACCGAUGCUUUUUGAUAGAGGUUUAUGCUGCAGGCAGUUGAGAUAUUCGGGAAUGAUGGAGACGAUAAGAAUUCGGCGAGCUGGUUAUCCGAUUCGUCAUGGAUUUAGAGAGUUUGUGGAACGUUACCGUUUUUUGAUACCCGGGGUUCCGCCAGCUCAUCGAACAGACUGUCAAAGAGCUACGAUGCGGAUAUGUUCAAUAGUCUUGGGGAAAUCGGAUUAUCAACUGGGACACACGAAGGUAUUUCUAAAAGACGCACAUGAUUUGUUUUUGGAACAAGAACGUGAUCGAGUUUUGACACGGAAGAUUCUGAUCUUACAGCGAACGAUAAGAGGUUGGGUUUAUCGGAGGCGUUUCUUGAGAAUGAGAUAUGCCGCUAUAAUGAUCCAGAAACACUGGAAAGGUUAUGCUCAACGUAAACGCUAUAAGCUUAUGGUGCAAGGGUAUAUGCGUUUGCAGGCACUCAUAAGAUCUCGAGUGUUGAGUCAUCGUUUUCGACAGCUUCGAGCUCGAGUUACCGGCCUACAGUGUCACUGUCGUGGGUUUUUGGUUCGUCGGGAAUACGGACAUAAAAUGUGGGCAAUCAUUACAAUACAAUCUUAUGUCCGUCGGAUGAUUGCAAUGAGGAAGUAUAGAAAACUUAAAGGAGAGUAUAAGCAAUUUGCAGAGGUUUUGCAUCUUCGAAAGUUGGAAGAACAAAAAUUGAAGCAUCAAGGUAAUAAACAUGCAAAAGAAAUUGCUGAACAACAUUAUCGGGAAAGGCUUAAGGAGCUGGAACGUCAUGAAAUGGAAGUGGAAAUGGAAGAGAGGCGAAGAGUUGAAGUGAAGAAGAAUAUUAUUAAUGAUGCUGCAAGGAAACAGGAUGAACCAGUUGAUGAUGGGAAAUUAGUGGAAGCAAUGUUUGAUUUUCUUCCGGAUUCAAGUAGUGAAGCACCAACACCUCAUGGGGGACGGGAGACUUCGGUGUUUCAAGAUCUUCCACAUGGCAAUCACCUUAAUAAUGAUGAUAUUAUCACUCCAAUGCAUGUUUCUGAAGACGAAGAAGACUUAUCCGAGUUCAAGUUCAUCAAAUUCGCUGCAACAUAUUUCCAAGGCAACACUAAUCAUCAGUAUUCGAGGAAACCUCUGAAACAUCCUCUGCUUCCUCUUCACACACAAGGAGACCAAUUGGCUGCACAAGCUUUGUGGAUCACUAUUCUUCGAUUUACAGGUGAUCUUCCAGAGCCUAGAUAUCAUACAAUGGACAGGGAUAACACUUCUGUAAUGUCAAAGGUUACUGCUACUUUAGGGCGAAAUUUCAUUAGGAGUAAGGAAUUCCAAGAAGCUCAAUUAAUGGGCUUAGAUCCUGAAGCUUUCUUAAAACAAAAGCCUCGAUCUAUUCGCCACAAGUUAGUUUCUCUGACACUUAAGCGAAAGAACAAACUUGGUGAAGAUGUACGUCGACGUUUACAAGACGAAGAAUACACAGCCGAUAGCUACCAAUCAUGGCUAGAGUCAAGACCCACAUCUAAUUUGGAAAAACUACAUUUCAUCAUUGGUCAUGGUAUUUUAAGAGCUGAGUUGCGAGAUGAAAUUUACUGUCAAAUUUGCAAACAACUUAGCAAUAAUCCAUCGAAAUCAUCUCACGCUCGUGGAUGGAUUCUUCUGUCACUUUGCGUUGGUUGUUUUGCUCCGUCGGAGAAGUUUGUCAAUUAUUUGCGAGCAUUUAUUCGAGAAGGUCCUCCAGGAUACGCACCAUAUUGUGAAGAAAGACUGAAGAGAACCUUCAAUAAUGGAACUCGCAAUCAGCCUCCGUCGUGGUUGGAACUUCAAGCGACCAAAUCGAAGAAACCCAUCAUGUUACCGAUCACUUUUAUGGAUGGCAAUACUAAAACACUGUUGGCCGAUUCGGCAACAACAGCUCGGGAGCUUUGCAAUCAGCUUUCGGAUAAAAUUACUUUGAUGGAUCAAUUUGGAUUCUCAUUGUAUAUAGCUUUGUUUGAUAAAGUUUCAUCGCUGGGAUCAGGUGGUGAUCAUGUUAUGGAUGCUAUUUCACAAUGUGAGCAAUAUGCUAAAGAACAAGGAGCUCAAGAAAGGAACGCCCCCUGGCGGUUGUUCUUCCGCAAAGAGAUUUUUGCACCCUGGCAUGAUCCAACAAACGAUCAGGUGGCGACUAAUUUGAUUUAUCAACAAGUUGUACGUGGUGUUAAAUUUGGCGAAUAUCGAUGUGACAAGGAAGAUGAUUUGGCAAUGAUAGCCGCACAACAGUAUUUUAUUGAAUACGGGACAGAUAUGUCAAUGGAGAGAUUAUUUACUCUUCUACCAAAUUUUAUACCAGAUUUUUGCCUGACAGGUGUAGAAAAGGCUAUUGAUCGAUGGGCUGCUUUAGUGCUGCAAGCGUACAAGAAAAGCUAUUAUGUUAAGGAGAAAGUCGGGUCGUUGAAGAUUAAAGAAGAUAUUGUGAGUUAUGCAAAGUAUAAAUGGCCGUUGCUGUUCUCGAGGUUCUAUGAGGCUUAUAGGAACUCUGGUCCGAAUCUCCCGAAGAAUGACGUCAUCAUAGCAGUUAACUGGACUGGUGUCUACGUAGUUGAUGAUCAGGAACAAGUUCUCCUAGAACUGUCAUUCCCCGAGAUAACAGCGGUCUCAAGUCAAAAAACGAACAAAGUCUUUACACAAACUUUUAGCUUGUCUACAGUUCGAGGGGAGGAGUUUACCUUCCAAAGUCCAAAUGCUGAAGAUAUCCGAGAUUUAGUUGUGUAUUUCUUGGACGGACUAAAGAAGAGAUCUCGUUAUGUGAUCGCUAUACAAGAUUACCGUGCUCCUCAAGAUGGUUCGUCAUUCUUAUCAUUCCUCAAGGGUGAUUUGAUAAUACUCGAAGAUGAGUCAACUGGUGAUGCAGUUCUAAAUAAUGGUUGGUGUAUCGGUCGUUGUGAUCGUAGUCAAGAGCGAGGAGAUUUCCCCGCCGAAACGGUUUAUGUUCUACCGACACUUAGCAAACCACCGCCAGAUAUUUUAGCUCUGUUCAAUGUUGAAGAAGCACAUCAUGGUCGUCGUUUGAGUAUGGUUUCGAAUGGUGUAACUGAUCCUCGUGAUAGACCUCAUACUCUCAUGGAGUAUGCCUUAGAUCAUUUCCGUCUUCCACCAAAACGAACAAUGUCUAAAACCUUGACUCUAGGUUCGAAACGAGGUAGUGAAGAAAUCUGGCGUUAUUCUCGAGAACCCAUCAAGUUGCCACUUUUGAGAAAGUUACAAAGCAAAGAAGAACUUGCUGAAGAAGCUUGUUUCGCAUUUGCUGCGAUUCUAAAAUACAUGGGUGAUCUUCCGUCAAAACGUCCUCGAAUGGGCAAUGAGAUCACCGAUCAUAUAUUUGAUGCUCCGUUGAAACAUGAAAUUUUGCGUGACGAGAUUUACUGCCAAAUUAUGAAACAGCUAACAGACAAUCGUAAUAGGACGUCAGAAGAUCGUGGUUGGGAACUAAUGUGGCUUGCGACAGGUUUAUUUGCCUGUAGUCAGAGUCUCCUCAAGGAACUUCUAAUAUUCCUCCGUUCGCGACGUCAUCCCAUUUCUCAGGACUCAAUGCAUCGACUUCAGAAGACUAUCCGAAACGGUCAGCGGAAGUAUCCACCACAUCAAGUUGAAGUCGAAGCAAUACAGCACAAAACCACACAGAUCUUCCAUAAAGUCUAUUUUCCCGAUGAUACUGAUGAAGCUUUUGAAGUUGAUUCAUCGACACGCGCCAAAGACUUCUGCCACAAUAUAUCACAACGAUUGACACUAAGAACCAGCGAAGGAUUUAGUUUGUUUGUGAAAAUUGCCGACAAGGUGAUAUCGGUGCCAGAAGGUGAUUUCUUUUUUGAUUUUGUUCGCCAUCUGACGGAUUGGAUUAAGAAAGCUAGGCCAAUUAGAGAUGGUUCGAAUCCGCAGUUUACUUAUCAAGUGUUCUUUAUGAAGAAAUUAUGGACUAACACGGUGCCAGGGAAGGAUAGAAAUGCCGAUUUGAUAUUUCAUUAUCAUCAGGAAUUGCCAAAGCUAUUGCGUGGUUAUCAUAAGUGUUCGAGGGAAGAGGCGGCCAAAUUGGCAGCGUUGGUUUAUCGAGUGAGAUUUGGAGAGAAUAAGCAAGAGUUACAAGCGAUACCACAAAUGCUUCGAGAACUUGUGCCGUCAGAUAUAACAAAAAUGCAAAGCUCAAACGAAUGGAAAAGAGCAAUUGUUGCUUCAUACAAUCAAGAUGGAGGCAUGAGUUCUGAAGAUGCUAAAGUGGCGUUUUUGAAAAUUGUUUAUAGAUGGCCAACAUUUGGAUCGGCAUUUUUCGAAGUUAAACAAACAACAGAACCAAAUUAUCCAGAAAUGCUUUUAAUAGCAAUAAAUAAGCAUGGUGUUAGUUUAAUAAAUCCCAUAACUAAGGACAUUCUUGUAACACAUCCAUUUACACGCAUCUCGAAUUGGUCAUCUGGCAACACCUAUUUCCAUAUGACAAUAGGUAAUCUAGUUCGAGGCUCGAAAUUACUGUGCGAAACGUCACUUGGCUAUAAAAUGGAUGAUCUAUUAACUUCAUACAUUUCACUGAUGCUAACCAAUAUGAAUAAAAAUCGGACAAUACGAGCAAAUUAGUUUAUAAUUUAAUUAAUUUAUUAUUAUUUUUGUUUUUUUUUUUUUUUUUUUUUCUUAAAUAUAAUAUUAUUUCAAAAUAUAAGAUGUAUUUUGUUACUUAAUAUUUUUAAUUCUUUUUAAAAUGCAUAAAGGUGUGUUUUUUUGUAUUUAAUUUUUGGGCCAACUGAACACUUUUUUUUUUUAAUUUAAAUUUAUUAUUUCAUUUUAUCCUAUCUAAAGAAUACAAAAUAUUAAACAUUUUUGUCUGUAAAUUUUGCAAGUAUUUUGUUUAUUUUCUCGACCAAACUUAGUUUAGUUAUUUCUUUUAUUAUUUUUUUUUUUUGUUUAAUUUUAUUUGGACUUGAUUUUUUAUUAUUAUUUUAUAAAAUAUAGUAUAAUAGCAUAAUCUUUAGAUAUUUUAUUUGAUAUCAUCUUGUUUAGUGUUAAAAAAAAGUGCAGUUUUUUUUUUUU